Anopheles aquasalis is the source of this 1284-nucleotide messenger RNA. Its product is annotated as 1,5-anhydro-D-fructose reductase-like. The record is from RefSeq and is a predicted model, not a curated record. Lineage: Eukaryota; Metazoa; Arthropoda; Insecta; Diptera; Culicidae. Gene Ontology annotation, molecular function: oxidoreductase activity.
AAUUAACGGGCUCGCCAUUGUCUAUUCGCAUCAGCAAACUCCGCCAGAUCGGACGUACCAGCUCUUUCCUCUAGAAAUCGAACGUUAAAUCGCAACAGCGCUAGGAUGGCCCCAAAGGUACCGUCGGUGCGGCUAAACAAUGGACUGGACUUUCCGGUCCUAGGUUUGGGUACUUACAUGGCGACCGAAGAGGAAGGUAUUGAGGCGGUUAAAACGGCCAUCGACGAGGGCUAUCGGCAUAUCGAUACGGCGUACUUUUAUCAAAACGAGAGCCAGGUAGGCCAGGCGGUGCGUGCUAAGAUGGCGGAAGGCGUAAUCAAGCGUGAGGAUGUGUUCAUCGUCACCAAGGUGUGGAACACUUUCCAUGCACCGGAGCACGUUGAGCAAGCGUUCCAGCGCUCGCUGGAUAAUCUCGGGCUGGACUACAUCGAUCUGUAUCUGAUACACUGGCCAAUGGGUUGGGCAUUUUCGGGCUGGUCACCGAGCGAUUUUAUGCCGACCGAUGAUGCCACCGGUAAGACGAUCAAUUCGGAUGUGGACUAUCUCGAUACCUGGGCGGCAAUGGAACGGUUGCUGGAGACGGGCAAGGUGAAGAGCAUCGGGGUGUCGAACUUUAACAGCGAGCAGUUGACGCGCCUGCUGGCUCAUUGCAAGGUCAAACCGGUCACCAAUCAGGUCGAGUGCAAUCCGGCCAUCAAUCAGCGCAAGCUGAUCGAGUUCUGCCGGAAGCACGAUAUCGUCAUCACGGCGUACAGUCCGCUGGGGCGUCCGAAUCUAGUCGAUCCGGUUAUAGGUACCGAGGGCAUUCCCAAGCAUGCACUCGACGAUCCGAGAGUGAUCAACAUUGGCAAAAAGUACGGCAAAACCCCGGGCCAGGUUGUGUUGCGCUAUCUGGUCGAGCUGGGCACGGUGCCCAUUCCGAAGUCAUCCCGGCUGGAGCGCAUCCGCCAGAACAUUGACAUCUUCGACUUUCAGCUGACCGCCGACGAGAUCAAAGUGAUGGACGGGUUCCACACUGGCGGACGGACGGUUCCCUUCAAGUUCAGCAGUGAUCAUAAAUACUUCCCAUUCAACCUGGAAUACUGAUAAAGCGCAGAGGCAAACAAUGCGCGCGAUAAGAGCACAGCAUCAUCUAUUAUCAACCAGAGCAGGAGCGGCCGUUGUUGAUGCACGAUUAAUGGACCAUAAUGGCACCGGAUGUGAUUGGAGAGAAGCGCUGGAGCUAGGGAAUAACCGAUUAAAAGUUUUAUUUGGUUUCCAAUAAAAGCGAUUCGUUUGUUAAGU